AUGCUGCUAUUCUUACUACUGCUGCUGCUAAAGUCUCUUAUACCUGUCCUUUCAUAUAACGAACCAUUACAUCAGGGUGAAUUUCAUAAUGGAUCCAUCAUAAGUCAUCGUGCCACGAACCUCACUGGGAGGGCUCUAGUCGAUUACGUCAACAGAAAGCAGUCGCUGUGGAAGGCCGAGUACAUUUCGCACUCUUCAUCGUUUUUGAAGAAGCGACUGAUGGAUACUAAAUACUUUGAUGACACAAGAACUGAGAAGAUAAAAUCGCGGCGAAACCUCGAUGUAGAACUCCCUGAAAGAUUUGAUGCACGGGAGAAAUGGCCGGAGUGCCCUUCGAUAAGCUAUAUUCGCGAUCAAUCCGGCUGCGGCUCAUGUUGGGCCGUAUCGUCUGCUGGAGUGAUGAGUGAUCGGGCUUGCAUACAGUCAAACGGGACAGUUAAGGAGCACCUCUCCGAUACCGACAUUCUCGCUUGCUGCGGAGAAUCUUGUGGGAAAGGGUGCCUAGGCGGUGUCAUGGAUAAAGCUUUCGAGUAUGCCAUGACCUCUGGUGUUUGCACCGGAGGACGAUAUCGUGAGCAGAGCUGCAAACCUUACGCAUUCUAUCCAUGUGGACAGCAUCAGAACCAGCCAUUUUAUGGAGAUUGCCCCGACGAGGAAGAAGGACCAUUUCCAACGCCAAAAUGCAGAGCGAGGUGCAGGUUGCGAUACCCUCGCUCCUACGAAGAGGAUAAAGUCUUUGCAGAGAGCUAUUACUCACUCGAAAACGACGAAAAAGAAAUCAUGUACGAAAUCAUGACUAAUGGACCUGUUGCGACCACAUUUAUGGUUUAUGAGGAUUUCGAAUUCUACAAAACAGGCGUUUACGAGCAUACCUCUGGAUGGUUAGUUGGACUACAUGCAGUUAGGGUUAUUGGUUGGGGAGUCGAGGGAGAAACACCAUAUUGGCUGAUUGCCAACACGUGGAAUACGGAUUGGGGAGAGAACGGGUACUUCCGUUUUCUACGCGGUAAGGAUCACUGCAAGAUCGAAGGAAGAAUGAAGGCAGUUAUGAUGAAAGUGUAA
This is a messenger RNA of Cylicocyclus nassatus, 1062 nucleotides long. Lineage: Eukaryota; Metazoa; Nematoda; Chromadorea; Rhabditida; Strongylidae. The record is from the annotation of a GenBank genome assembly.